UCAAUUUUUUUUUUUAAAGUGGAGAUUGAAUGUGGACAUGUAAAGACUGCAACUACACCUGUGAAAGAAGAUCGCUGCUACUGAAGCACUACAAACUUCUGCAUGGACAUUAUGGACGAGGUUACGCUUAUCCCUGCACCUACCACGAGUGCGUGUGCAGAUUCAAAACCUGGAAUAGCCUUUUGAGCCACUUGUCAUGAAAUCACUCCACUUUUAAAUCUCAAGAAAACAUCUCAACAUUCAUAUGUCCCAUUUGUGGUUGCAAUCAGGACUCCAUACCAGCGGAUUUUUUCAAGCAUAUAUUUGGCCACCUCAAAAACAGUGAAACUCUCACGUGCGUCUUCAGAAACUAUGAAUACAAAACAAAUGUCUAUGAACGAUACAGAACUCAUAAAUACAGAAAACAUUCCAGUAAUGCUUGUGAUUUUAAACCAGGCAUUGUUCAAAUAGAUGAGAAUACUGAAGAAUUUGAUGGAAAAUUGUCAGAUGUGGAGAGCGAUAUUGACUGUCAAGAGGAUUUGAAUGUUCUAUCAAACAGUGAUUAUUCUCAACACCUGGAAAAGUGUCUGGAGCGCAAAUUAGCUGCUGUUCUUCUCAAAUUAGAAAGUAUAUUUUUGAUAUCAAACACAGCUAAAGGAAACUUAGCGUACCACGCCUAUAACAAAGCAUUAACCCUAAACACAAAGCCGAAAUCUGACAUCUUGAAUGUUCUCACUGAGGACAUUUACAAGUACACCCCAUACCCUACAGAUGCUCAUUUCAGUGAAGUGGCAAAAGCACUGAUCGAAAAACAUCCUUGCUUGAAAGAACCUGGGUCGUUUAAUGGUGCUUACGGAUGGAAGCAGAGACUUAAGUACAAAAUGGGGAAUUACAGAACUCAGCUGAAAGUUCUUGGAUGCCCUGAGUUGUCCAUUAAUGCCAAGUCCAAAGAUAACAAAUCUGCAGCCAGGAAGAUGAAACGAGCAAGAAGGGCAGAGGCCAACUUUUACCCGACGUUGCUUCUAGGAGAGACAAGUGAUACCCUUGAAAGAGAAAGACUUGAUAUACUGAUGGAAAUGCAGAAACGAAACGACGACCAAGUUGUCCGUGACAAAAUGGCCUGGACAUUUGCCUAUAGACGACAAGAAGUGGUUGACCAACAGCCCAGGAUUGAGGACUUCAAGACCAGAUGGCCUGCCCUUUUUAGUGAACGAGAGGUUAAUGAAGAGUUCCACAGGCUGGUGGCCAUCCCUCUGGAGUCCCAGUUUAUGGAACAACUGGAUCACUACUCCAGCAGACUGUUGGCAUUGGCAAGAUCCAAGAGAGGGACAGCAGGGGACAAAAUCUCUCCAAUCUUGCAUACUUUUGACCAGGCCGAAGACAUCAAUGUGAAGAGAGAAUGUCUCCUGAAGGCUCUCAUCAUUCUUCUUGGGGAGGAUACUCUUGAUCUUGUCAAAGAGUUUGUGGACAGUCAGCAAGAUGGCAUUCAGGCUGAUUUGGAGCAGGUGACCAUGGCAGUGUUUUCCAUUCGACAAGAAGGUUGUGCUGAACUUCCCCCCGGAGGACAUUGGUAUCGUUAUCGAAGGCAUAACAGUCUUGCAUGGACUCAGCUCAGUCUCAUCUGCUUUUGCCUUAUUCUUCUUUCAACGUUUCGUGUUAUCCAAUAACACUUGGUCAGGAGAUUAUGGAGAAUAGAAAUUUGAAAACAACCAAAUAAACGUCUCCCAGG
This is a messenger RNA of Amphiprion ocellaris (clown anemonefish), 1708 nucleotides long. RefSeq lists its product as uncharacterized. The transcript has 4 exons. Lineage: Eukaryota; Metazoa; Chordata; Actinopteri; Pomacentridae. Bases 861 to 1646 code for a protein of 261 amino acids. The record is from RefSeq and is a predicted model, not a curated record.